AUGACAGACAAGCGCCAGCCAGAGAUUGUCCUCUAUGACUUGGCCUGCAUCAAGAACGUUUGCUUCUCGCCUGUCGUGUGGCGUAUCCGCUUGAUGCUGAACUACAAGCGCAUCCCAUACAAGACCGUGUUCCUCGAGUUCCAAGACAUCGAGCCCACGCUGAAAGCGCUUGACCUGAAGCCGCACGAGAGUGUUUCUCCAGGCCAGCCAAGAUAUACAGUACCUGCAAUUCAUCACAUCCCAACAGACAAGCACAUUAUGGACUCCGCUGCUAUUGCAAACUUCCUGGAAUCCGUCUACCCCGACCCUUCAGUCUUGCUCAGCUCUCAGCUGGGGCAAGAAGUUGAGUCUGAAGCGCGGAGAGUAAUCGGAACAGUCUACAAGACGUCUCUAACUCCGCGCGAGCUGCACAUUCUGUCGCCGCCUACACAACAGUACUUUCGUCGCACGCGAGAGGCAUCUUUAGGACAUCCCCUCGAGGAACUCGUGAGUGGGAAUAAGGAGGAAGAAGUCUGGAAUGCUGCUUCGAUUGACAUCCGCCGUGUUGGCGAAAAAUUGCUCACGAAUGAAGCGAAAGGACCAUUCUUGUUGGGCCAGAAACCGAGCUAUACGGACUUCUUCAUUGUGGGGUCAUUGCAGUGCGCAAAAGUGAAUGAUGAGGGUGUAUUUGAGGGGGACUAUCGAGUUUCCUGGCUUCGGGAAGAUAUACAAGGCUUGUCUGCCCCUUAUCGAGCAGAAGAAGGACUGAUUGGAAGAGGCAGCCUUCGAAGGAUUGGAUUGAGCUGUCGAUGA
This is a messenger RNA of Ramularia collo-cygni, 792 nucleotides long. Its product is annotated as related to putative glutathione S-transferase. The coding region runs from base 1 to 792 and encodes 263 amino acids. Gene Ontology annotation, cellular component: cytoplasm. NCBI's taxonomy places the organism in Eukaryota, Fungi, Ascomycota, Dothideomycetes, Mycosphaerellales, Mycosphaerellaceae. The transcript has 2 exons. The record is from RefSeq and is a predicted model, not a curated record.